Papaver somniferum (opium poppy) is the source of this 1246-nucleotide messenger RNA. RefSeq lists its product as uncharacterized. The record is from RefSeq and is a predicted model, not a curated record. Bases 201 to 920 code for a protein of 239 amino acids. Gene Ontology annotation, cellular component: trans-Golgi network; endosome. The transcript has 3 exons. Lineage: Eukaryota; Viridiplantae; Streptophyta; Magnoliopsida; Ranunculales; Papaveraceae.
AAAAAUGAAAAAAAGGAUGUUGCGGUGAGCGUGGAGCGACCUUCAGAUCUUCAGUCUGACGCUCUCCCAACUGAGCUAUCCCCGCAUACGUCUUCGUUAGGUGAUAGCAUCUUAUCUAUCUGGUGACAUUACUUUUCAGAGUCACCAGAUUUCAAUAACAACACUUAACAAAGACAUUACAGGAAAGUUUAUGAUUUUGAAUGGCGAACCCUAGAAGAACUUCACUGUCAAAUUUCAAUUCAAACAGCAAUAAUCCAACUCUAUCUAUAGAAAACCCAUCACAACAAACACAGUCUCUUUCUCUUUCCUCUAUUAUCAUCUUCUUUAAAAGACCUCAUGCUUUUCCCAUUCUUCUUUCCAUUUUUCUCUUACUUACUUGGGUUUCCUUAAGAUUACAACACUUUCACCAUUACUAUUCUCCUCAGCAGCAACAACAAACUCAAGAUACUCAGAAAUGGAGUAGAGGUGGUGAAGAUGACAAGGCUAACCUAGUGAGAUUCAGCUCUGAUUUUCCUUCGAAGAUCACUAAGGAUAAGAGAGGAUGGAUGCUUGAGCCUGUUUCUAUUGCUCGGGCUGUUGGACUUCCAGGGGGAGCGGUAUCAUGCAGUUCGGUGCAUGUUGGUGAGAUUCGACCCGGAGGUAUGAGGGGUAAUCACAGGCACUAUACUUGCAAUGAGACAUUUGUCAUUUGGGGUGGUGAAGUAAAAUACCGGCUGGAGAAUCAUAUGAUGGAUGAAGGUUAUGCUGAAGUCACAGUUGGUGCAGACGAGGUUGCUGUUGCUACCAGCCCAAGUGGAACAGCCCAUGCUUUGGUGAAUGUGGACCCGGUAAGAACUGCAUUCUUGUUGGGGUGCCAAGACAGUACUGUAACCUAUAAUAGCUCCUCCAACGAUUUUAACGUGUGGAAAGAUCUUUCAUAAAUCUGUCUGAUUUGUCCAUGGAUUUGAGACGGUCAUAACCCAUGUUUAGCAUCACGAUGAGUCCGUGACUUGCUGAUUCUUUUGGCAUCAGUAACAUCACUUUUGCUGGUGAAAACAAUGUUUCAGUUUAAUGUAAAUAUAUCACAGUUGCUGCCACAAAAUCGACCGUCCGUCUAGUGCACUAAUCCAUGUAAGUUUUCAAAUUCUUUCUCUUGCUUGCUGUUGGUCGUCAUCUGUGAGUCCAAUCAGUGAAUUAUGUAAAGGAGCACACUAGUUGGAUGAAGCGAACACAAUAUAUUGAAUAAACUUUUGGAAAAUUAAAAGCA